UUCACAUAUAGCUUCAGUGUUUCAGAGAAUAGUUUUAUUAUCAGACACUGAACAACUGAAGAAAAUGUUUCACAUGUUUGUUUUGUUCUUUUUGUGCUGCUUGAGUCUGACUGGUGUGUUUGGUGCUGAAACAAAUGAAAUACAAUCAGUGUCAGUGACAGAGGGAGGUUCUGUCACUUUAUACAUGAAUGUUACUAAAAUACAGAAAGAAGAAAGUAUGAUGUGGAAAUAUGGAGCUGAAGAGUGCAUUAUAGCUGAAAUCAAUAGAAAGUAUGAAAUUUUCUACACAUAUGAUGUUCCUGACGGGAGAUUCAGAGAAAGACUGAAGCUGGACAAUCAAACUGGAUCUCUGACCAUCAAUAACAUCACAACUCAACAUGCUGGAGUUUAUCAACUAGAGUUUAGUGGAGUGAGAAAACAAACAUUCAGUGUUUCUGUCUAUGCUCAUCUGCCUGUUCCUGUCAUCAGCCGAGACUGUUCUUCUUCAUCCUCUUCAUCCUCAUCAUCGCAGCAGAGUUGUUCAUUGGUGUGUUCAGUGGUGAAUGUGGGUCAUGUGACUCUCUCCUGGUACAAAGGAAACAGUUUAUUGUCCAGCAUCAGUGUGUCUGAUCUCAGCAUCAGUCUCUCUCUACCUCUGGAGGUGGAAUAUCAGGAUAAAAACAGCUACAGCUGUGUGCUCAACAAUCCCAUCAGCAACCAGACUCAACACCUGGACAUCACUACACUCUGUUACACAUGUUCAGACUCUGUCCACUGCUGUGGUUCUACUGAAGCUGUGAUCCGAUUGGUCCUCUCUGCUCUGGUGGGCGUGGCUACUGUCAAUCUUCUGGUUUAUGACAUCAGAUCCAGAAGAGCUGAAUAAGAUCAGGCACAGAUUCACACAUUAGGCAAAUGAUUGAUGUAAUUUCUCACAAACUGAUUUUGCAUGUUUAGAAAUAUUCGUGCGAUUUAAUAAUUUGCAUGUUCAUCUAUUUCAGGAAGUAUUGAAAUCUAAAGCCGAACACAAACCAUCAAAGGCUCUUGAAGUGUUUUCUGUUCAGAAUAAAAAUCCAGUUUUAAAAUGCUUUUUUUAUAUUUCCCUCAUAUACAUAAAACGGAUGAAUAUAGAUCUCUCUUUACAGCUGUUGUCUAUUUGUCAUGUGUAAUUGCUUGCCUUUAUCAAUAAAGUUCUUAUUCACUCGAAUGUAGGGGAAUGUACAGUUAAAAACCAAGUACCAGAUAUGAUGAAUGAAGACCAGGAGUCAGAGAUGCAUUUAAUUAAAUAAAAAUUUACUGAAGAACAUGGUUUGCAGUUUCAUCAGCAGAAGUCAGCUUCAGGACUCUUGAUGGAGUUCGCAGGCCGCUCUGCAUACAAUUCAGAAUAAACAACAGUUAUACCCUGGCAGAGGAUACCAAUAGCCUUAAUGUGCAAAAUUCUGAUUGGUUCCAAAACCUAGAUAAACUCUCCCAAGACGUAUAUAUCUGAUAAGCUGGACAUUGGCAGUUGAAUGUUUGUCCUGGGACUGUCUGAGCUUCUCCCUGUACAGACAGAUACUAAGACACAUACGCAGAAAACUCAUCAGAACUUCAAGGCCGCAUGGCCCUAGCGAGAAUUGUAUCAGUUUGGUUCGUUACACACUCACUAUGAAGUCAUCAUCUUAGAAAGUAGAAGUACAGCAUAAAACAGGAUUCUUUAAUAUCUCAUAAGUGCACAUAAGGUUACACAUUUCACUCUUGCCAUAACUUGAUUAAUAGUCAAACAAGAAAUAAUGUAAUAAUAUAAUUAAUAUCAAUAUGAAGGAUAUGGCAACUCGGCAUCCACUCCUUCACUGAGCUUAAAGAGUCUCUGCAUGUUUUAUUACAGUUAUUAUAUCGAGCACCUCCUGGAGAAAAACUCCUCCUCUGACAUGCAAAGAUAAUGUCUUUAAGUCUCUGUAGUCUGAUUUGCGUCUGUGUUUCAUAAGUUGCUCAGUCUGAAUCAGUUAUCAGGAGUGAUCUGCUCAGUUUCCUCUGACUGCACUAGCUCUGUCUGAUUGCUUGGCUGUUCAGCUGGGGAACAAAGCUCAUUUCCGCUCUACACAAAACCAGCUUUAAAGUUAACAAUGACACUUUUUAACAAAAAGGUCUUAAAUAUAUAUGCUAUGUAUGUAUGCAGUGAUCCUGCAGUUAAGCAUUGCUAUUGUCACUAGAUGUUUCCAGCUCUACUGUAUCACAUUCUAAAAACUGUACUUUUAUGUAUCUUUUAAAUUAAAGGUAAUAUCCUGUCUUUCUGUCAAUGUCUGGGAGUCAUUUUGAAUGAUGGUUAAUAAUUAUUUUUAAUCAGUUUUGAGGUGAAACUUAGUAAAAGUAGCAAUGAUGCUAAUCUUUUUUUUUUUUUUUUU
Molecule: messenger RNA, 2360 nt
Organism: Carassius gibelio (silver crucian carp)
Lineage: Eukaryota; Metazoa; Chordata; Actinopteri; Cypriniformes; Cyprinidae
Product: SLAM family member 5-like
Exons: 4
Coding region: 65-862 (265 amino acids)
Source: RefSeq, a predicted model, not a curated record